This is a messenger RNA of Aspergillus glaucus CBS 516.65, 1641 nucleotides long. RefSeq names its product bZIP transcription factor. The transcript is spliced from 2 exons. The coding region runs from base 1 to 1641 and encodes 546 amino acids. Gene Ontology annotation, biological process: regulation of DNA-templated transcription. Lineage: Eukaryota; Fungi; Ascomycota; Eurotiomycetes; Eurotiales; Aspergillaceae. Gene Ontology annotation, molecular function: DNA-binding transcription factor activity. The record is from RefSeq and is a predicted model, not a curated record.
AUGGCUUCCCCCGGACCUAAAGAGGCGGCUCUAGCAUCUACCCUAAACAAGUCUUCAUUGUCCACAGCAAUUCCGGAACCUCUAAUCAAUGACGCGAGUCGACCCCAGUCAACAGCGCCUCCAGCGCUAGCCCGCGCAGACUCCGUGAAACUCGAAGACUCCCCAGCUCCGUCCCGACCCGAGUCCGCCGAAGCAGAGACCCCCCAAGCAGACGAUGACAGCAGAAAAGGUAUAUCGACAGCUGGGCGCAAGCGCAAGCUGAACAGUAUCUCUGCUCGCGGCGUGGCGAACCUCACGCCCGAUCAGUUGGCGAAGAAGCGUGCCAAUGACCGGCAGGCGCAGCGGGCCAUUAGGGAACGGACCAAGACCCAUAUUGAUGCUCUGGAGCAGCAGGUGCGCGAUUUGUCGUCGCAGAAGCCGAUCUUGGAUUUGCAGGCUGCGGUGAAGAGGUAUGAGGCAAUACAAGAAGAAAAUAAAGAGUUAAGGCAGAGGUUACAGGCUGUGAUGGAUAUUAUCCAGCCGCUGGGGAAACGGGAACCUACAUCGAACGGUCCAACAGCUGCUCCCAAUGCUCAAACCCAACUCGUCCCGCCUCCGUCGAACCCAUCGCCGCCCCUUGACAAUAAUCGAUCCACUCCCAACAGCCAGAAGUCAGCAACAGCAGAUCAAUCGUAUCCAGAAUCGCUUGCAAGCUUAGGAACACCGUCGCCAACACACUCAGCGCCCACGCUGGGCGGUGCUCGCAUGAGCAGCGUUGACGGGAGCGCUUCGUUUCGCGUUGCUCUAGAUUACCAACGACAUAAUUUGACGCACGGACUUGAUUUUAGCACCGAUGAGCGACUGGGAUUCAACUUCUUGCUCGAACCCUCGAAGACAGUCUCGAAGGUGGACAAUCUCAGACAGGCUACGCAAGUGGAUCAACUUCCAAUCUACACGCCACCAGUCAAUCCCGCUGUGACUGACCGACCUCCUCCUGCCUACUUGACAUUGGUCAGAAAUUCCGCGCCUACCUGUACGCUAGAUGCCGUCUUGCUGGAUUUCCUUCACACCCGACAGCAUGAGGCGGCCCAGGGGGUACCGAAGCAGAAUCUAGUCGGGCCUCCAUACCCGAGCGUGUCCUCGCUUCUGAAUCCGGAGAAGAGCAUGUACUCGCACCCAGUUUCGAAAGUCUUCACCGAUAUUCUACGGACGUUUCCUAAUAUCGCCUCGCUCCCGGAGCAAGUCGCUGUCCUGUAUCUGAUGUUCCUCCUGAUGCGGUGGCAAAUCUACCCAACGGCAGAGAACUACGAUCGAAUGCCCGACUGGCUGACGCCUCGACCCUCGCAGCUUCUCACACCGCACCCUCCCUGGAUAGACUACCUACCGUGGCCGCGGAUGCGGGACCGUCUCGUGAUGAGACACCAGGGAUAUGUGUUCGAGAACUGGUUCGUGCCGUUCACGGAGACAUUAUCGGUGAAUUGGCCGUACGAAGCUACAGACUGUUUACUGUCGACUAAUGAAUGCGAUGAGCUGCUCGUUAACCCGGUGUUUGAGAGGCACUUCCGCAAUCUGGAGAAUUGGUCUCUGGGGCCUGCUUUUGCGGAGGCGUAUCCGGAGAUGGUUGAGAUGACUAAGAUCAAGGUUCCGUGGCAGACGCCGUGA